GCUUCCAACCAUCCGAGUCCCUCGUUUUGUCCGUCAUUUCGACCUCGACCUCGACCGCUUUCACUCCCGCAUCAAUUAUUCGACAUGUCUACUAUUUCAUCUACUUUGGCAUUUCUCAUGUCUUAACUGCCACAAACACACGCUUAGUUCUUUUGCCUGAGACCCUUCUGCCGACCCAUACGCUCAUUUUCCGUCUUUUGUGGCCCGCCUUGAUAUAAUACCGGGCCUUUACCCCCAAGACGUUGCUGGCUAUUCCUCGACAUUUUCUAGACCUUGGCCAUGGCCACUGGUAACCAGAUCCCGGAUAUGAUGCCCGUUCACUACUGGCCCCAUCCAACACACUCGGCGCCGCUCCGACAAAGCCAGGGCAACUACGGCACCGCGUUACCACAUCGAUCGACUCCGACGCCGCAAUGCCCUGGUGGCGAUGGGGCAUCUGGGAUGCUUGACCCGACCUCGUCUGGAAUGCGGAGGCACAGUCUAGCCACAACAGCGCCACCACCUGCGCGCACCACCAAGUCGAUCGAGAACACACCAGGAGGAGUAGAUGAGCCUUCCGGUGGGCCACAUAACGGGGAGGAAGACACCCACGCCCUCGGCGCUGGGUCUCCGACAGCCACCGCCGCCGCCUCUACCUCCCAGAAACCGAUUCGCCGCCGUAUGCGCAUGAUUACCUCCUGUCUCGAGUGCCGACGGCGCAAGCUCAAGUGCGAAAAGAAGCAUCCGUGUCAUAACUGCAGAAGGUUUCAGAGGGAAUGUGUCUACCUGGGCCCCAACCUCGAUGAGGCCAGUCAGCAGCGCUUGACCGAAAUCAAGGAAAAGGUUGGCUCACUUGAAAGACAGUUAGAACGUGAUGUGGCCAAGGGAGCAACCGCCCGCCGUGGCGGAAGUGGUAGCCCCGGCGACGCCACCGAUCCCUAUAACCAGCGGUUUGUGGCAGACGAUGUCGAGGACGACCUCGGCGAGGACCGCGAGCUGCAGAUUACCCCGAUGGUAGCUCUCGACCUCACCUACGAAGACUAUUCCGACGGCAACGGAACCGACGAUCUCAUUGACCUCGGAAUCCGGGUUGGGAAGAUGAGGAUAACAGAGCGAAUUGGUGGGCUAAACAGGCCGCGCAUAUCGGAAGAGAUCCAAGCCGGCAUAGCCGAUACCCAGAACCAUAUUUACGGUGCUCAGAGCGGCUUUGUGCCCGGUGGUGGACUGCAAGACGCCUCAGACCUCCCGGACUUUCUCAAGCCUGGGGAUUCGUAUCUGGCUCCGACCAGUGGCUUCUUUUUUGGCCAGUUUGCUGAGUCGCCGACCCUGCUUAGCCUGCUGCCGCCGAUUGAGUUGGGCCACCGGUUGAUGCGCCGCUACCUCGAUGCCGUUCAUCCCAUCGCACGAUGUGUCCACCUGACCUCCUUUGAAGGAAUGUAUACGUCGUUCUGGGAGGAAGUUAGGCAGGGAAUCGAGCCUCGUACCUCGGUACAGGCGGUUGUGUUUGCGGCCUGGUUUAGCGCUGCUGUUAGUGUGGACGACAGCUUCUGUCGGGACCAUGACUGCAGCAAAGCCCAGCUAGUACUGCACAUGAAGAUCGGGACCGAGACCGCGCUGAGCAAGGCUAACUUCCUGAGCACGACGAGGUUCGAGACUCUGCAGGCCUUCGUCAUGUACUUGCUUCCACUCUGCCGAGACGAGGUUUCUAGGGCUCAUUCGGUUCUAGUCGGCGCCGCUGUCCGAGUGGCCGAAUGCAUGGGUCUUCACCGUGAUGGCUCGGCAUACGGUCUCACCACUCUGGAAACCCAAGUUAGGCGACUAGUUUGGCACCAGCUGUGUUUUCUUGAUGUCCGCACAUGCGAGGCCCAGGGGCCAAAGCCGGCCAUACGGCGCGAGGACUACGACACCAAAAUGCCCUUUAACUGCGAAGAGAACGAACUAACGCCGCAGGCAACAGUUCGGCCGGUGCCGGCAGAAACGUGGACCUCAAUGCUCUUACCGAUUAUGCGCUUCGAGAUCAACGAGAUGAUGCGCAACAUCUGGACGGACCGGCGCAAGCUGGAAAUCCGAAAGACGACGCUGACUGCCAUGCUCACCAGGGUUGAGAACUUCCGGAAGCGGAUGCUAGAGAAGUACAGCCGGCAGCUUGACGACCGGGUACCAAUACAAAUGUACGCCAGGCUUGUCAUGGAGCUGCUCAUCUUUCGGCUUCAUGUCAUGGUGCUGCACCCCUAUCACUCUAACACGGCAGAUCCUUUACCCGAGAAGCUGAGCGGCUUGUUGGUCACCAGCGGUGUCAUGAUCAUCGAGAUUGCCAUCCGCCUGGAGUCGAAUCCCAUGUUCCGAGAUUGGUCAUGGUAUUUGGGUGCCUAUCAACAAUAUCAGAUCGCCCUACUGCUUGCGACCGAAGUAUUCUACCGGCCCAACCACCGAGUGGCUGAACGCAUAUGGCCCUGCCUCGACUGGGUUUUCCAGCUUGACCCAAACGUGCCGCGGGAUCAAAAGAGUCUGCAAAUACUGACCGAGAUCAUGAGCAAGACGAACCUCUACAUGAACCUCCGCAAAGUCCGCGCGCCCACGACCAUCAACCAGGCAGUGCCUGGAAAGCAGGCCGUCAAGGAAUCCCCGCCGCCACCGUCGCUCCCGGACCAGCUGCCUCUUCAAGGCCAAUCUCAAGGGCAACCAUACCCAUCCACCUCGCCGCUCCAUCAUGCAGCAGCCGGGACUGUUUCGAUACUCAAGACAGAACACAUCCCUUGUGCUUCCUUGCCGUCGUCUCUGUCCGGGCCCAUGAACAACACCCUUGCCCCCAAUGCCCUGCCGCCUGCUUCGUUUCCCAUGGGCAUGAUGAUUUCGCCUCAGCCACAGCCCCAGAACCAGCGCCAACACCAAUAUCAACAUCAGCAUCAACAUCAACAUCAGAAUCAACAACACCAAUAUCAGCAGCAUCAGCAGCAUCAGCAGCAUCAGCCGCUCGGCUUUCCGCCCGCCCAUCAUCAACACAUGGUAUUCACGGGCGUGACGAACGGCGAGGCCCUCUGGGGCUUGCCGCCGCAGAAUCCCGGCCCGGGGAGCCCCGAGAACAGUAGCGACGGCGGGAGCGUGGCCGGCCAGUCGCAGCGACACGGAAGCAUAGCCGGGCCAUCGGGACAGCCGCCGGUGAUUAAUGUGAUGCAGGAGCUUGAUUGGGAGGCUCUCCAUGAACUGUUCCCGACGGAUCCGCAGACGGGCCAGUUGAGUUUCAAUUCGUUUCUUGACAAUGGGAUGGGCCCGUGGUAGAGAUGAUGUGUUUUUGGGUUAAGGGUUGUCUAAUGGUGCCCCGUAUGGGUGCUCGUGUGUUUGGUGGAGUUGAAUAGGGCAUUUUGAAAAGAACGUCUUGGUAGGUAGCGGGACGCAAGUGUUUGUUGUGUGUGUUAUAUGGGCUUGCGUAUUUGGCAUUGAGAUAUAGAGCGUUAAUUGACAUUUGGCUGAGACCAAUGACUCCGGUCUUCGCAGGAGGGCAGGUAGGGCUCUAUUGUGAUCUGAUUAGUAAAGAUAUGUGAAAUUGCGUCCAGCUCUGCCGAUUAUUUGCAAGCUUAAGUCUCGAU
This is a messenger RNA of Chaetomium fimeti, 3566 nucleotides long. RefSeq lists its product as uncharacterized. The record is from RefSeq and is a predicted model, not a curated record. Gene Ontology annotation, biological process: regulation of DNA-templated transcription; DNA-templated transcription. Gene Ontology annotation, molecular function: DNA binding; zinc ion binding; DNA-binding transcription factor activity, RNA polymerase II-specific. The transcript has 4 exons. Bases 280 to 3258 code for a protein of 992 amino acids. Lineage: Eukaryota; Fungi; Ascomycota; Sordariomycetes; Sordariales; Chaetomiaceae.